Messenger RNA from Trichomonas vaginalis G3, 848 nucleotides. RefSeq names its product DNA/RNA polymerases family. Lineage: Eukaryota; Parabasalia; Trichomonadida; Trichomonadidae. The record is from RefSeq and is a predicted model, not a curated record. The transcript has a single exon. The annotation marks the transcript as partial.
AUGUUGAACGAAAGUCUUACAAACCCAUUGUUCGGAAAAGGCAAGUGCAACAUUGUCAGAGCUGUAAACAUUCUUUUCGAGAAAGGUUUGUUGGAACCAAUUCCAGAUGACAAGCUGACAGAAACUUUUGUACCAAAAGACGAAACAAACUUUUCAUUGUUAGCAAGACCAAAAGUUGUUCCAGACAAAGUUAUAGCACAAAAGAAGUACACUGUUCCAAAAGGAGUUGGAUUGUUCGGAUACCAACCUGAACCAGAAGAACUUCCAAUGAGGUUGCAAGAACUUCAAGAUGCUAUAAACAAACUUCCAUUGAGACAUCCAAUUGACGUCAAAUUGUAUUGGAGAGCAUCGGAGUUAGGUCAGAAGGUUUUAUAUGAAACAGGUUGCUUCGACGAUGUUUAUGAGAUAGCAGGCGAAGUUUCUCAGAAGAUAAGAGACUCACUUGAAUUUCCACGAACUGGACCCAUUGGUUGCGACAAGUUCGACUCAAACGAAAAGAUAUACUAUGUCGACCUUAACGCUGCAUACAUGAGGUUCGUCCAAUAUAUCCCGACUGGAAUUCCAAACGAAGACGGUGAGUUCCCAGGAAGGAACUAUACAGUUGGAAAAGUCAUACAACAACUGUAUGAUAUUAGGAAAGCUUCAAACCCCAAACUUGCAAUGACACUCAAAUUGCUUAUGAAUUCGACAUGGGGAUAUUCCAUUAAGAAACCUCAAAAGAUGAAGAGUAAACACUAUGAGAAGGUCGACAACUUUGUUGAAAGGUUCUCCCCUUUUGUUUUGAAAUACGAAUUUACUCAAGGUCAAGGUGGCUUAGUAACCACAGUAAAACCUAUUGUCGAACAUUG